GUGGACCCCGUGCACUGCCAGCAGUAGCACUCUGUGAAUGACAUCUUGACUGGGUGACCCUCACAUGCUCCCCGCCUGCUGAUUUUACGUCCUUGCUCUUUCACUGCAGCCUGUCCGUUGUCCGUGUUGGGCUAACCGUGACGCGGGGAUUGUCGUGGACCUCUUCCCCCCCCCAAAUCGGAAUUGAAAUAGAUUGUCCACUCUACAUCCAGUCUAUCCCCCACAUACUUGACCGAAGUCGCGUCCACACAUUCCAAAAUGACGGACAAUUUGACAUCGGCCAUGGCCAAGCUCAAUCUACACUCCCAGACCCUCAGCGGGGCGACCUUCGACGCAAGACUCGCCGACGAGCAGAGCGGCAUUUAUAAGGAUUGCAAGCCGCGACAGAAGGCCCGCCAGAAUGCGGCUGAUCUAAAAGAAGAGCUCGAGAGUGAUUUCCUGACCCCCUCGUCUGAGUUUAGUCCCGAAUGGCUGAACCGUUUGCAAAGGAAAUGGGACGUCUCUACCGACUAUACCGACAUCUUUGAGAUUGCCGGUACUCAAACGCGCACUAUCGUCCGAUUCGAUCGCGAUGGUCUGGAAGGACGCGUCACUGGUUAUCAUGAAGUGACCGUUCCGGCCACCAGUGCAAAUGCGAAGAAUUCGACUUCUCUUCUUCGUCGACCGGCCGGUCGUGCGGAUUUCGUGAGAGGCGCGGCAGGGUUUUUCCCGUUCGCUCCAGGUGGGUUGGAGGGGGUGGAGGCCAUUGCUGAGAUGGAAUCUGAAGCCCAGACUGCAGAGCAUCCCAGAGCCGGUGGAAAGCAGUCGGGUCUUGACCGGAUUAUCAACUUUGGCGCUGAAGGUGGUCUCCUGGAAAUCGCCCCGGGGUUUUCUCGAGGACUGAAGUUUGAGGAAGCUAAGUCUAAAGAGGCUGCUGAGGGGGAUGAAGAAGUGGAGCAUGCCCUACAGCAGGAAGAGAGCGACCUUCAUGUCGAGCCGGACGAGACAGCCUCGGAUGCGGGAGGCGUCAAGAUUGACGACGAAGCGGAACUUAGUGACGAGGAAGACAUCGAUUCCUUGCUUCCAGUCGAGUUCCCGGCAUUGGAACCCCACGCGCCGCUGCUCGCAGGCGUCCAGCAAAGGAAAACUGGCAGAGAAUGGGCCCAUGUCGUCGACGUCAAUAAGGAUAUCCCGAAUUUCCGCGAACUCGUCCCGGAUAUGGCGCGAGAGUGGCCGUUCGAGUUGGACACCUUCCAAAAGGAGGCUGUCUACCAUCUCGAAUGUGGCGACUCUGUGUUCGUCGCUGCCCACACAUCGGCUGGUAAAACGGUUGUUGCCGAAUAUGCUAUCUCACUAGCCGCGAAACACAUGACCAAAGCGAUCUACACGUCACCUAUCAAGGCUUUGAGUAACCAGAAGUUUAGAGACUUUAGAACUGAGUUUGACGAUGUUGGUAUCCUGACAGGAGAUGUCCAGAUCAAUCCGGAAGCCAGCUGUCUGAUCAUGACCACCGAAAUCUUACGAAGCAUGCUGUACAGAGGCGCGGAUCUGAUCCGAGACGUGGAAUUUGUGAUCUUUGAUGAAGUGCAUUAUGUCAACGACCUGGAGAGAGGUGUUGUUUGGGAAGAGGUCAUUAUCAUGCUUCCUGAACACGUCACUCUAAUCCUUCUGUCCGCUACGGUCCCUAAUACCUACGAGUUUGCCUCUUGGGUUGGUCGUACGAAGAAGAAGGACAUCUACGUCAUCUCGACUGCAAAGAGACCCGUUCCCCUCGAGCAUUAUCUCUGGGGCGGCAAGCAGAAGUAUAAGAUCGUCGAUUCGAACAAGCGGUUCCUCGAGAACGGGUGGAAAGAGGCCGAUGAGAUCAUCUCCGGGAGGGAUAAGAUUAAAGCUCAGAAGGCUGUCGAGGCCCAGGCCCAGUCGCAGGCGAGCAGAGGAGCUCCUCAGGGACAGGGACGAGGACGUGGCCAGGCUGGUGGAAGAGGAAACAUCGCCCGCACCGGGAGAGGUGGUGGACGGACGACAGCUGCGCAGGACAAGACUGUCUGGGUGCAACUGGUUCAGCAUCUUCGCAAGGAUAAUCUGCUGCCUGCCUGCAUUUUCGUCUUUUCUAAGAAGAGAUGUGAGCAGAAUGCCGAUUCCCUGUCCAACCAAGAUUUCUCCACUGCCUCAGAGAAGAGUUUGACCCAUAUGUUCAUCGAGAAAUCCCUCACGAGGCUCAAGCCAGAAGAUCGGACUCUCCCACAAAUUCUUCGGCUCCGUGACUUGCUGAGCAGAGGUAUCGCUGUGCACCAUGGCGGUCUUCUACCGAUCAUGAAGGAAAUCGUCGAGAUUCUAUUUGCCAAGUCACUGGUCAAGGUUCUGUUUGCUACUGAGACAUUCGCUAUGGGUCUUAACUUGCCGACCCGUACAGUGGUUUUCUCCGGAUUCCGCAAGCACGAUGGAAAGAGCUUCCGAGACUUGCUGCCCGGCGAGUAUACCCAGAUGGCUGGACGUGCUGGACGGAGAGGUCUUGAUACUGUUGGCUAUGUCAUUAUCGUCAAUCCUGGCAGAGAUGAAGCCCCUCCGGCGGGUGCCCUGAGAAGGAUGAUCCUUGGGGAUCCAACCAAGCUGCGGUCCCAGUUCAGACUGACAUACAACAUGAUACUGAACCUUCUACGCGUGGAGGCCCUGAAAAUCGAAGAAAUGAUCAAACGAAGCUUCAGUGAGAACGCCACUCAGGCCCUUCUCCCGGAGCAUGAAAAGCAGGUGCAGCUUUCUGAGGCCAGUUUGGCGAAAAUCAAGCGAGAGCCUUGCGACAUUUGUGAUAUCGACCUUGCAGCGUGCCACGACGCGGCUAUUGAGUAUGAAAAGCUCACCAGUGAGCUCCACGUGGGACUGCUCUCAUCACCUGUUGGGAAGCGUCUCUUCGUGCCGAAGCGCCUAAUUGUGUACAGAAAGGAGGGCUACCGCACUGCAGGUAUCAUUGUUCGAGAGGGCGUUGUGGGAGGUCCGUCGCCUGGCAUACAGGUUCUUGAGAUCGGAAAGCUAGGCAGCAGGCGCCAUCCCAGCGACAUUCUUCCUUUCCUCCCCGGAUUUAAACAUCUACUACAACCUUUGCCGACUCGUUCUGCCGACAUGGCGUUGAAAUCCUACAAGGUACCCCUCAUGGACCUCGAAUGCGUCACAAACACGGUAGUGAAGCUAGGAGGCCCGAUCUGGUACCUCAACAUCAAGAAGGAGGCCAUCAAAUUCGCCGACAAGGAGCUGUCGAAGUACUGCGCUUCGUGGACGACUCCGGUUUGGGACGAGAUGGACUGGGCGCGGAUCAAGGAAUUGCAGGUCAGAGACAUCCUGGAGAAGCGGCAGAAGCAGGCCGCCAUCGCCCAAUCAUGCAAAUGCCUGCAGUGCCCGAGCUUCUCGAAACAUUUUGAAAUGCAACACGACGAAUGGCAGGUCAAGGAGAACAUCUCGCAGUUGAAACAACUCAUGUCCGACCAGAACCUUGCCCUGCUGCCGGAUUACGAGCAGCGUAUCCAGGUUCUGAAGGAGCUGGGCUUUGUGGAUGAGCAGUCUCGCGUGCAGCUCAAAGGAAAGGUCGCGUGCGAGAUCCACUCCGCCGACGAGCUCGUUCUGACCGAGUUGGUCCUCGAAAACGUGCUGGCCGAGUACGAGCCCGAGGAGAUCGUCUCUCUGUUGUCGGCGUUUGUCUUCCAAGAGAAGACGGAGAAUGUCCCGACAUUGACGCCUCGCCUGGAGAAGGGCAAGGAGGCCAUCGUGAAGAUCUCGGAACGGGUGAAUGACUUCCAGAUUCUACACCAGGUCAUCCAGACGAGUGAAGAUAGCAACGACUUCGCCAGUCAGCCGCGGUUCGGGCUGGCCGAGGUGGUCUACGAGUGGGCGAAGGGCAUGUCGUUCAACCGCAUCACCGACCUGACGGAUGUGAUGGAGGGCACCAUCGUGCGGACCAUUACUCGUCUGGACGAGACGUGUCGGGAGGUGAAGAAUGCCGCCAAGCUGGUGGGCGACCCGACGCUGUACACAAAGAUGCAGCAGGCGCAGGAGCUGAUCAAGCGGGACGUGAUCUUUGCGGCGUCGUUGUACAUGUAGACAGACAACUGGCCAAUGUGGGAUAGACAGGUGAAAGGCUGGUUCGGGUUCUGGGGCGAAGAGGAGGGGAAGCUAACCCACGUGGGGAACUUUUUCUUUUUUCUUUUCGUUAUUUUUGUUUUACUGGUAUGUCACUGGUAUGGACAUUUCACUGCUUACUACUAGUAAAUAGUAUUAGAUAGUAGUAUUACUCCGACAUACCUUCGAUAUUGU
Molecule: messenger RNA, 4281 nt
Organism: Aspergillus heteromorphus CBS 117.55
Lineage: Eukaryota; Fungi; Ascomycota; Eurotiomycetes; Eurotiales; Aspergillaceae
Product: SKI complex RNA helicase subunit SKI2
Exons: 6
Coding region: 259-4068 (1269 amino acids)
Biological process (GO): nuclear-transcribed mRNA catabolic process, 3'-5' exonucleolytic nonsense-mediated decay
Cellular component (GO): Ski complex
Molecular function (GO): ATP binding; RNA binding; RNA helicase activity
Source: RefSeq, a predicted model, not a curated record